AUGAUUCAAGGCUUUAUUGGGACUCUCAAUGACAAGAUCGGACAACAAUCGUGGCUCCACAUCGCCGCAUUUUUAGUUGUGGGGUAUGUGGUGCUCAACUACCUCAAGAACUAUAUUAUUUUCAGAAGAUCCGGAGCCACCAGAGCUCCCUAUAGAGGAGACUCAGUACUCGGAUUCAAAAAUUUGGCAGAUAUCAUCAAAAGUCGGAAGGAGAAUCGUCUUGUCGAAUAUCUCCAAGAUAUCUUCCAAGAGGGUACCCCACUUAAGACCUUCAAUGGAUAUGUUGCUGGAAGUUCCAUAUUCACCACCAAGGAUCCUGAAAAUGUUAAGGCACUUUUGGCCACACAGUUCAAUGACUUCGCCUUGGGUACCCGCCACGAUGCAAUGAAUGUCACUUUGGGAGAUGGUAUAUUCACGUUGGAUGGAAAUGGUUGGAGACAUUCCAGAGCCAUGUUGAGACCUCAAUUUGCCAGAGAACAGGUUGGUCAUGUUACCAUGUUGGAACCACAUGUUCAAGCGCUUUUUAUGAGAGUCAGAGAGGCUCAUGGUCAGCAAUUUGACCUUCAGAAACUCUUCUUCGAAUUGACCAUCGAUGCCGGCACCGAAUUCCUCUUCGGAGAAUCUUGUGAAUCUUUACGAAGCAAGCACGCCAUCAAUGGCUACGACUCGUUUGAAAAACUCAAGCAGGAUUUCGCCGAUUCUUUCAACUACUCUCAAACCAUGCUUGCUCACCGUGUUUCCUUGCAAAAGUUAUUCUUUCUUGCUGAUAGCCGCAAAUUCAGAGUCUGCAAUAAGAUUGUUCAUGAUUUUACCGAUCAUUAUGUGCACAAGGCUUUGGCUACUAGCAAUGAAGAUAUUGAGAAAAUCCACAGCGAAAGCUAUGUGUUCUUGUACGAGUUAGUCAAGCAGACUAGGGACCCUAAAUUGUUGAGAGACCAAUGCUUGAACAUUUUAUUGGCUGCCAGAGACACCACUGCUGGUUUGUUGUCAUUCACAUUCUAUGAGUUGGCACGCAACCCUGAGAUUUUGAACAAGUUGCGUCAAGAAAUCUAUGAAGCGUUUGGAGACGGUGAGGACUUGUCUCUUAUAACUUUUGAAUCGCUCAAGAAAUGCGAGUAUCUCAAGUGGGUUCUCAAUGAAGCUCUUCGCAUGUACCCAUCAGUUCCUACCAACUUCCGAGUUGCACAGAAGAACACAACUCUUCCACAUGGAGGUGGAUCUGACGGAAUGUCUCCAAUAUUCAUUCACAAGGGUGCUUCAGUGACAUAUUGCCCGUAUGCGAUGCAAAGAGAUCCAGAAUAUUACGGCGAAGACGCUGAAGUAUACAGACCGGAGAGAUGGGGCGAGCCAGAGGCCAAAAAGUAUGGAUGGGCUUACGUUCCAUUCAAUGGAGGACCACGAAUCUGUUUGGGCCAACAAUUUGCAUUAACGGAGGCUUCAUAUGUUACAGUUAGACUUUUGCAGACAUUCAAGAAUCUUGUGGCAUUUGACAUGGACUAUCCACCAGCCAAACUAACGCAUUUGACAAUGUCGCUUGCCAACGGGUGCAAUGUUGUAUUCUAUUAG
Messenger RNA from Sungouiella intermedia, 1566 nucleotides. Lineage: Eukaryota; Fungi; Ascomycota; Pichiomycetes; Serinales; Metschnikowiaceae. The record is from the annotation of a GenBank genome assembly.